AUGAGGCUCCUGCUGCUCUUGGCUCUUCUGGUUCUGGUUCAGUCCAGUCCCCAUGAACCUCGGCCGGUUCUGGACUUGAUCCGGGACUACGAGACCCAGAUGGCCGACCAGGGUCUGCAGCUGGAGGCUGAAGGGGAGGAGUCCAUGAUGGCGGACGACGAUGAUGAUGACGAUGAUGAUGAUGAUGACGAUGACGACGACUGCCCGCCUGGAUGCCGCUGUGCUCCUGGAGUGGUGCAGUGCUCAGACAAAGGUCUGAUCUCAGUCCCAGAGAAGAUCGCUCCGGACACCGUGAUGCUGGAUCUACAGAACAACGACAUCACACAGAUCAAAGAGGACGACUUCAAAGGCCUCACCGCUCUCUACGGCUUGUUUCUGAACAACAAUGCGCUGACAAAGAUCCAUGCACGCGCCUUCAGAGACCUGCACCGACUAAAGCUGCUGUAUCUGUCCUACAACUAUCUGACGGACGUGCCUUCAAACCUGCCCCCAAACCUGUCAGAACUUCGCUUCCAUGAAAACAAGAUCCAACGAGUCAAAAAGGAUGCCUUCAAAGGACUGCGCAAGCUCAAUGUGCUGGAACUGGGAGCCAACCCUCUGUCCAACAGUGGGCUGGAGAUUGGAGCCUUUAAUGAUAUGUCCACGCUGUACUUAGGACUGUCUGAGGCGAAACUCACCAGAGUGCCCAAAGAUUGCCCACAGUCCAUGAAUGAGAUAAACCUGGAUUAUAACGAUAUCUCAAAGGUGGAGGUGGAGGACUUCCUGAGAUACAAGAGCCUUCAGAGACUGGGCCUGGGCUUUAACCAGAUCAAGACGGUGGAGAAUGGCAGCUUGUCCAGUGUUCCAGACCUCAGAGUGAUUCACCUGGAUCAUAACCGUCUCAAGAAGAUCCCACCGGGUCUGAGUGCGCUUUCACAUCUACAGGUGGUGUUUCUGCACAGUAAUAAGAUACGCUCGGUGGGAAUGAAUGACUUCUGUCCUGGGAGACCGGAGGAACCUCACCGCCUCUACACCACCAUCAGCCUCUUCUCAAACCCAGUCAAGUACUGGGACAUCCGGCCCGGAACCUUCCGCUGCGCCGCUAGCAACAAGGCUAUACACAUGCAGCACUAUAGAUAG
Molecule: messenger RNA, 1119 nt
Organism: Knipowitschia caucasica
Lineage: Eukaryota; Metazoa; Chordata; Actinopteri; Gobiiformes; Gobiidae
Source: the annotation of a GenBank genome assembly